Fusarium oxysporum Fo47 is the source of this 1491-nucleotide messenger RNA. RefSeq names its product glucose-6-phosphate dehydrogenase. The record is from RefSeq and is a predicted model, not a curated record. Bases 1 to 1491 code for a protein of 496 amino acids. NCBI's taxonomy places the organism in Eukaryota, Fungi, Ascomycota, Sordariomycetes, Hypocreales, Nectriaceae. The transcript has 5 exons. Gene Ontology annotation, biological process: glucose metabolic process; pentose-phosphate shunt, oxidative branch. Gene Ontology annotation, cellular component: cytosol. Gene Ontology annotation, molecular function: NADP binding; glucose-6-phosphate dehydrogenase activity.
AUGGAGCUCAAGCAGAACACGACAAUCGUCGUGCUCGGCGCUUCUGGUGAUCUGGCGAAAAAGAAGACGUACCCUGCGCUUUUCGGUCUUUAUCGAAACCAGUUCCUGCCCAAGGAUGUCAAGAUUGUCGGAUAUGCCCGCACCAAGAUGGACCACGAUGAAUACAUUCGACGCAUCAAGUCAUACAUAAAGACACCCACAAAGGAGACUGAGCAGCAACUCGAGGAGUUCGCCGGGCUUUGCACCUACGUCUCGGGUCAGUACGACAAGGAUGAGUCUUUCCAGGGUUUGGAGCAGCACCUCCAGGAGGUUGAGCAGGGCCGCCCCGAGAACCACCGUCUUUUCUACAUGGCGCUGCCCCCCAGUGUCUUCACCAUUGUUUCACAGCACCUGAAGAAGAUUUGCUACCCCAAGAAUGGUGUCGCGCGUGUGAUUGUCGAGAAGCCCUUCGGCAAGGACCUUGCCAGCUCCCGAGAGCUUCAAAAGUCACUCGAGCCUGAUUGGAACGAGCAGGAACUGUUCCGAAUUGACCACUACCUGGGCAAGGAGAUGGUCAAGAACAUUCUGAUUCUUAGAUUUGGCAACUCUUUCCUCGGCGCCACGUGGAACCGACACCACAUCGACAACGUCCAGAUCACCUUCAAGGAGCCCUUUGGUACCGAGGGUCGCGGGGGCUACUUUGACGAGUUCGGUAUCGUUCGUGAUGUCAUGCAGAACCAUCUCCUCCAGGUCCUUACUCUCUUGGCUAUGGAGAGGCCCAUCUCUUUCAACGCCGAGGAUAUCCGCGAUGAGAAGGUUCGCGUUCUCCGUGCCAUUCCAGCCAUUGAGCCCAAGAACGUCAUCAUUGGUCAGUACGGUAAGUCUCUUGACGGUAGUAAGCCCGCCUACCGUGAGGACGACACUGUCCCCAAGGACUCGAGAUGCCCUACUUUCUGUGCACUCGUUGCUUACAUCAAGAACGAGCGUUGGGAUGGCGUACCUUUCAUUAUGAAGGCCGGAAAGGCUCUCAAUGAGCAGAAGACCGAGAUUCGAAUCCAGUUCAAGGACGUCACAUCGGGUAUCUUUAAGGACAUUCCCCGAAACGAGCUUGUUAUGCGCAUUCAGCCCAAUGAGAGUGUCUAUAUCAAGAUGAACUCUAAGCUGCCUGGUCUCAGCAUGCAAACUGUUGUUACCGAGCUGGAUCUCACCUAUCGACGAAGAUUCUCCGACCUCAAAAUCCCUGAGGCAUACGAGUCGCUUGUCCUUGACUGCUUGAAGGGCGACCAGUCCAACUUUGUCCGUGACGACGAGCUCGACGCCAGUUGGCGCAUCUUCACCCCUCUCCUCCACUACCUUGAUGACAACAAGGAGAUUAUUCCCAUGGAGUACCCUUACGGUUCUCGUGGUCCUGCUGUUCUGGACGACUUCACCUCCUCCUACGGUUACAAGUUCAGCGACGCUGCUGGCUACCAGUGGCCAACAACCAAUGCUGCUGCUCCUAACAAGUUGUAA